AGGAGUGUCAUGUAACAACUUAAAAUUUUGUGUGUAAACAAAAAUGGCUUCAAGAGGAACAACAGAGACCAGUAAGCUCAAACAAAACUUGGAAGAGCAGUUGGAUAGACUAAUGCAGCAGCUGCAAGAUCUGGAGGAAUGCAGAGAGGAGCUAGAUGCAGAUGAGUAUGAGGAGACCAAAAAAGAAACUCUGGAACAGCUGAGUGAGAUCAAUGACUCGCUGAAGAAGAUCAUGUCUGGAGAUAUGACUUUGGUGGAUGAGCUCAGUGGGAUGCAACUGGCAAUACAGGCAGCCAUCAGCCAAGCAUUUAAAACUCCAGAAGUAAUUCGAAUGUUUGCAAAGAAACAACCAAGGCAAUUGAGGACAAGAUUAGCAGAGAUGGACCGAGACCUAAUGGUUGGGAAGUUGGGGCGAGACCUAUACACGCAGCAGAAAGUGGAAAUCCUGACUGCCCUCAGGAAGCUUGGUGAGAAGCUCACUCCAGAUGAUGAGACGUUCUUGUCAGCAAAUGCUGGUGCGGCCCUGAGCCAGUUUGAGAGGGUCUCAACUGACCUUGGAUCAGGAGACAAAGUCUUUGCUCUAGCAAGUUUUGAAGUAGAAAAGGCAAAACAGUGAAGAGGUGCGUGAGGCUUCUGUCUCUCCAGUUAUCAGCAGCAUUGGACUUCUAUUAUUCCAUUUGUUUUUUCUAUUUUUUAACAUGUUGAGGAAAAAAAGAAAAGCAAAACAACCACCCAAACCCUAAACCUCUUGGGUUCUUAACCAGAGGAUAUGAAGUGAACAGCCUUAAGUGCACUUUGGAACCUUGGUGUCUGUACCCCUUAAUAAUAUAAGCUCUGAGGCUGAACACUGCGUGGUAUUCAAAAAAAAACCAAAAGCGUGGCCUUUGGAAAGAAUCGGCUGUUUUGAACUUUUCUGAAUGUGUAUUUCUCUAACUAUUAAAACGUAAUCUUUUCGC
Eurypyga helias (sunbittern) is the source of this 956-nucleotide messenger RNA. It is a transcript of the gene LZIC, whose product is annotated as leucine zipper and CTNNBIP1 domain containing. Lineage: Eukaryota; Metazoa; Chordata; Aves; Eurypygiformes; Eurypygidae. The transcript has 6 exons. Gene Ontology annotation, biological process: negative regulation of Wnt signaling pathway. Gene Ontology annotation, molecular function: beta-catenin binding. The record is from RefSeq and is a predicted model, not a curated record. Gene Ontology annotation, cellular component: nucleus; cytosol; beta-catenin destruction complex. The coding region runs from base 44 to 616 and encodes 190 amino acids.